Messenger RNA from Paramuricea clavata, 24850 nucleotides. Lineage: Eukaryota; Metazoa; Cnidaria; Anthozoa; Malacalcyonacea; Plexauridae. The record is from the annotation of a GenBank genome assembly.
AUGGUAAGGAGAGGCUAAAACUGUACGAGAAGCAGCUGUGAGUCUACUUCGAAAACAGCGCUACUGUCCAGUGAAUCUUGUAUGAAAUAAAUUUGUUAUUAAGACGUUUCUAGCAUAUGAAUAGUACUUUAAAAUAUGGAAUUUUAAUCAAAUUGUAUCACAUCGUACCUAUUAUUAUUUCAAAGAUAUUGAAAAUCAACUAAAUUUUCCAAAUCAGUUAAAACUAGUCUAAUUAAAACUCGAUUGGAAGGAACCCAGUAUGGCAACGCCCUUUUUGCCGUUUAAAAUGGUGGUGCCAUGCCCCCCCCCCCACGCACUCUCAAACUGGUCAAGGAAUGCCACCACUUGGAAAAUGCCAAAACUGAAACUUUGCCAAACCGAGUUCAUGUUGUAUUGGGCUUUUCAGGAAAAGUCUAUUAUUUAUUUGAUUUGUAUUUCUAAUCAAAACUGCGAAUCUGCAAAUUGCAUUAGGCAGAUGACUUGCCGGUUAUUAGUAGGCAAAAAUCGUGUCUAAAUUAUAUCAUUUUAGUUAGAAGAUCAAAUAACACUGGAACAACUCAAUAAAAUGAGGAGAGCGUUUGAGGUUAGUACCAUACGCAUAUUAACGUUUUCACACCAAAAGCAGGGCCUUUAUUAACAUAUAAGCCAGGGGUAGGUCUCCCCCUUCCAUACAGUAAACUGUGUUGGUCCCUUAACGAAAAUUCCCUUUGUCUAAAAUAUAAGAAAAGGCGUUAGUUCAGAUUAGAGUGUUUUAAUAUCCCCAUAACCAAAUAUGCUUUGAUGCUGAACGUUCAGUUUACCUGAAUAGGGUCUAUCAAAAUGUUUGAAAAAUGAAGGAAAUCAAACCCCAAAUGCCCCGAAAAUGCUCCUGGAGUAUACUCUAGGUCCUCACCCCUACCGGUUCCCAUUUUCCACGUUCGCCGCCCCCAAUAGGUAGUCCUCUUUUCCUUGAUACCUCCUUCCCACAGUAUAUGAUUAGCACCAAAUAUUAACUUUUAACUUCAUGUCAAUGGAAAACAUCAAUAAAGAAAGUACAAUAGCUACAGUAACUUGUGCUCGUUUUCAUUUUCAUUUUCUAUUAGGAAGGCGAUGUUGACAAUAGUGGAACACUUGAUGUUGAUGAAUUUAAAUCUGUUUUCAAACAGUUUUUUGGCUUAAAGGGAAAGGUGCGCUCUUUGUUUGUUGAUUUUUUUAAUUAUCUCAAUUUAACUGACAGCCUGACAUGUCAUAAAAGUGUACGAAUAUACAACAAAAUAGUUUUGAAAUGAGUAACUAGUUAUGAGUAACAAAGUAGUUAACUAUAAAAGUGAGUUAAUCAUGCAUGUUUUUAAUUUUUCUAUUGUCAGAGCGAAGAUCAAGUUACGGAAUUGUUUAUGAAGAUAGAUUCCUCUUCUGAUGGUGAAAUCAACUGGGUAUGGAUGUCUAAUAUACAACACAGUGCGAUACAAAUCACAGUAAAAUCCCACCAAUGAGAAUUGUAAAAAUUUAAUCAUGAUAACUUGCAAUCAAUGGUUUCUAUCUGAGCUGACGAAGAGCUUUCGCUUGAAACAUCGAAGUACUUUUGAUUUUUAUACUUUGAUAUUUUCAAAUUCUACCUGCACUGAAAUCCACAUUAGUUCAAAAUAUCAUGUACAGUACAGUAGCUGAACUAUACACUAAACAGUUCCUCGUAUUUCUGUAUCUUUAGGAUGAGUUUUGUACUUACAUGCAGUUAGAAUAUGCCGAGAAAGAGGAAUCCUACCUUCGAUCUAAAGAGGUCAGUUCCACAAUUAGCAUAAAAGGGUAGUCCAUGCAUCAUAUCUAUAUAGAUAUUUCUGGUACAGUACUUCUUAUGUUGCCAUGUCCUGUGUAGUUGCCAUAGGCUGGUUACCAUAAUUAUCUAGCUCUCUGAAGAAGAAAAAUUUGCAACCCUGUUUCCAGUUGCCCAACUACACUACCUCGUGCCUAUGAAUACUGCUAGGCAGGCAAGCAAAGAGGACUCGUCUGCCUGUUUUCAUUUUGUAUUUUGUAAUUUUCCCUGCUUUUGUUUCUACAGACUGCAUUUCACAUCCCAGCAACAACUGAGAACUCUCCACAUCGUGAGCAAGUCUUGACGAUAUGUCACACUUCAGACAACACGUCUUUAUGUGUCAGUCAGGUAAGAACAUGGACAUUUUGACCAUCAUUUACCAUGGACCAGGUUAUUGUAUAGUUGUAAUAGUAAUGAUAUGUCAUAGUUAACAAUUACUCACCGACACUGAGGUGAAUAAUUGUUUUAACACAUACCAAACAAAGAUGACCACUGCAAAACAAAAAUGACCAAAAAACAUCGAAAAUAUUUUAAAAACAAUUUGUAUUUCAGCUCCCGUAAUAGUUGUAAACACUAAACAGUAUUUACACGCUUUUAGUAAUUUUAUUCAUUAGAAAUAGCUUUUAAAGAAACUUCUACCAAUUGUUAAACAAAACUUUGUGGCUUUCUUUGUGUUUGGCGAAACCGCAGCUUCGUUUGUUUUUGUCCGGAGGUGAAUAGUGCAAGGAUAUCCGGAGCUGAACAACCAAUCAAAUUGCAUGAAAAAUACAAUCCAUCUCCCAAGUAUAUACUAUUGUGAUUAUUAAUCGGUCCAUGGUAAUUGUGAUUACACUGUAGCUGGUGCUACAGCGACUUUAGUGAUGAUGAUGAUGCAUGAUCUGAUAGUCAUUAGCCCUAUUCACAUUAGAGACGGACAAGUCGUCUAGACGAACAAACCGUCUCUCAAAAAUCGUCUUCACAGACGGACAAGUAGUCGAACAAAUUCAGACGACUUGUUCGUCUAAAAUUUUGUACGACACGUUUUCACAUCUGAUGAUUUGUCCGACUAAAAGACGAUUUUGAGACAAUUUGUUCGUCUAGACGACUUGUCCAUCUUCUAAUAUGAAAACAGCUAUUAUAACAUAGAAAUAGGGUAAAUCUUAUUUUUUAUCUUCAGGAUGGAAUGGUGUCUUUUUGGUCUCCUUCUUUGGAUUUUAAAAGAUCAAAACAUGUACGUGAAUCUUAUGCAGCUAUUCUUACUCAAUUCUAUUCUCCAAUCACAUAUAAAUUCAGUUUACAAAAAUAUAGUUCUUGGUGUAUUUUAGAUCGAAACGUCUUCUAAAAAACCAAAGUGGAUCACAGAUUUCGUCCUAAUGCCUCAAUAUAACAAGCUGAUUAUUUCCACCGGGUAUAACGCUUUCCGUUGGUUGUUUCUUACAUUUGGUUGUAGUGGAUAGUUGUACUCAUCGAUCCUUAAUACUUUCUUCGUAGUGAUCGGGAAAUACAGUUUCACGAACUGUCAACAUUUGAACCUUAUUGUCAAAUAAGUGGCCUGGAGACAACUCCAUUAAAAGUCGAGUAUUGGUAAGACGUUUCAUAAUGAGACAGUACAGUAAAUAUAGGGCAAUCCAGAGACUGCUAGACCUAUAAAAACAUUAUACCAAAGCGUACUUCGUCAUUACAUCUUUAACAUCAUAAUCACCGUCAUCGUUAGACCUAAUUGGUCGGGAUUCCCAGUAUAAUAAAUUCCCUCAUUUUGCAAGGUUCAUGCCCGAACCUAGUUCUUUAGACAUUUUUCCUCCUUAAUCCUUGGGGAGUUUACGGUCAUAUGCAACACAAACUUGUUCAAUCUUUCUCGUAAUUUAACUAACUUAAUUUGUGUUUUAACUAGUUCAACCAGUCAAGAUGAAUGUGUAAUUAUGUAUGGUGAUAGUCAGGUACGUUAAGUAUUCAUAUUAUUUUCCUUUUUUUGUUAAAACACACCAAAAGAUAGGUAAAAACUAGUUAAUAACAUACGUACUGUUCGAGUUCAGAAAAAUUUGGGAUUAUAAUGAAAAACUGGAGCUCUCUUUGCAGAUAAAAACGCCUUGUUUCAAUAGUUUUACCCAGUCACGACUAUUCCACGCGUGGGUUGCGAGGAUGAAGUCUGAUCUCAAAAAAUCGUACUUCUUAAAUUGUACUAACUGUAGGGAGCCACCUUAAGUACUGCCAUAAUUACUUUCUCCAAACUUCACAUGCGCAUGAUUGGUGCAUGAUAUUAUACUGCAGCUGUAUUCAUCAUCAAAUAUGUUCUAAUUUCCUGUGGAUGUAGUGCAGUGAAGAUAUUUUAGUCUGAUAUAUUUUAGUCUGAUAUAUUAUGCAAAACACAAAGAAAAAUCAUAAGCGUGUCGUGGUUAUAUAUGUGAUAAAAAAUCAUGUUAAUUUACGUAAACUUUAGCUUUGAUUUUCUCGGUUUAGACAAAGUUUAUUUUAAAAAUUACUUCGCCAAUGAACUCGUAUAAGAUGAGUCGUUUUUUAAGCCAUUUAAAGCACUUGUAGUCGUGUUUUAUCACAUAUAAAACACUCCGCUACGCGUCGUGUUUCAUAUGUGAUAAAACACUCCUACGCGUGCUUUAAAUAGUGCGUAACGUUUAGCAUGGUUAUGUUAUGUGACUAUUCUCUGUAUUUAUGUCUAAAUUUAUUUGAUAUAACGGGAAAAGAUCAUUGUCCUUGAAGUGCAAAUUUUAAAAUGAUUGAUUUUUUUCUAUAGGGUUGCAUUAGUAUAUUCAUUCUUUCGUCAACUGGGGAAUCACUGAGGUAAUGUAAACUCUGCAGCCGAGUUUCUCGAUUUGAAUUACCGCGUAUACUAGCUAUAUUUCAUCUUUUUAGCCCUCGGCCUCAUUCUGGCCCUGAGACAGCCUACCCCCCCCCCCCCCCAGUCUAAAGCGCUGAAACAAAAUAAUCCCCCACCCUAUAUUUAGCCCCAUCAUUUAUUAAUUGAAUCAUUCUCAAUGUAAAGUUAGGGUAAAAUAUGAAUACAAACGUUCUUUUAUGACGUUCACUAGUAAUGAUGUACUAUUUAAAACACGAGAAGGAGUGUUUUAUCAUAUUUAAAACGCGAGGCGCAGCCGAGCGUUUUAGAUAUGAUAAAACGCGAGUUUGAGUGUUUUGAAUAGCUUAAAAUACGACUACAAAAGAAUACUAAUUAGGAUGAACAAUUAUAUAAUCAUACUAAUUAGGAUGAACAAUUAUAUAAAGAAUACUAAUGAGAUGAGUUUUAUUAUCAGAUAUAAAGUCACUCCACGUGGCAUAUUACGGCUGACAUGAUUUGCCACAAGGUUUAUGAAUUUUUAAUGAGUAUUUUAAGAGUAGGUAACGUUCACUGAUGUGGCUAAAUAAUGGCAAAUUGUAUGAAAAUUUCUCAAAAUGUUCCUCGAGUCAUGGUUCUGUAACUUACUGUAACAUUUUUUUACCAUUUUUGUGUGUGUGUUGGUUUUGUGUUUGUGUGUGUGUUGUAUCACAAACAUCAUUCUUUUACAAGAACGUGAAAAUGUAUUUAGUCCCCAGUCUCUAUUUAACGCCCCACCUCCUCUUUAUAAGCCCCCUCCCCAGUCCAAAACUACUGGGGGGAAAAUAAGCCCUCGGGGGUUAAAUAGAGGAAAUGCGGUAACACCAUUCUUCUAGAAUAUGCAAUACGUUUACAAGACAAGUGCUAACAAAUUCUUGUGUCUAGGCGUGUUGUCAAACCACGCCCGAAAUCUUUAAGACUUUGCACAUUUUGGAAUCUUAACUUUUUUCAUUGUAGAACGUGGAAAAAGAUGCCAAAGGUUGAUGGAAUGGCGAGUGUUAAUGUCGACAGGUUUGUUUCGAAGGAUUAUUACAUGUCUAUGUUACAGUGCAGCUAUGAACUUUGGUUUGGUGUCUUUUUUAUUGUUGUCUUGAACUGUUUUCUUUCUCUCUGUAUAGUGUGAUUAAUUCUGAAAAUAUAAAAUUUGUGAGGUACGUUGUUUGCUAUAUUGUCAACUGCAAUAACUGCAGUGUUCCAGAUCUUUACACAGCUGAUUAUUAGAGACGAAUUUUGACACUACAAGAUUAUUAAUUUUUAGAAAGGUUCAAUGGACCGUUGAAAUCAUGCAUGUUUCUACUAGACCUAAGUUAAUAAUCUUAGUGUCAAAAUGCAUCUCCUAGUCUUAGAUUAAAUUGUCGAUGCUCGCUAAUAGCUAGCUGUAUAGAAAUUUGGAACAUAGCUGCUGCAUUCUUUUCGAUUUAUUUUCAUGUUUAUUUUUAUUCCUGUUUUUAUCUUGAUAUGCAUUCAUUAUAUACUGUACGUGCAGUAUGCAUGCAACUAAAUUAGUUUUGUCUCUCUAAUAUUGCACGACUUUGCUUUUGCAGGUGGAAAGUUCACGAUGACUGGGUUUCACAGGUAGGCAUAGCCGGUUUUUCUUGGUCCAGGAAAAUAGAAAGUUGGUUUCAGAUUUAUACAUGUAGCUAUGUUUUAUAAGGUUAGGUACAGGUCGGGAACACAUUUAUUUAAAAAUAUUAUUUUAUAAAAAAAAUUAAAAACUCAAUAAUUCACGAGAAAAAGACAAAGGAAAUCACUACCGUAUCAGUGGUUUUAUAAGCGGUAAAAAUCAUGUUUAUUUACAUAAGCUUUACCUUUGGCUUUGAUUUCUCGGCUUAGACAAUGUUUAUUUUUAAAAUUACUUCGCUAUUGACCUCAUCAGAUAGGUUUUUAAGGUGUUUUAUAUCUGAUAAGCACUCCUACUCGUGUUUUAAAAAGUACUUAAAAUACUCAUUAAUAAUUCAUAAACCAUGUGGCAAAUCAUGUCAGCCAUAAUAUGUCACGUGGAGUGACUUUAUAUCUGAUAAAGCAUGUGGCAUUAUAUAAUUGUUCAUCCUAAUUAGUAUGAUUAUAUAAUGGUUCAUCCUAAUUAGUAUUCUUUUGUAGUCGUAUUUUAAGUACUAUUUAAAAAACGAGCAGGAUGGUUUUAUUAGGUUUAAAGCCACGAGCGCGCAGCGCGAGUGGCUUUAGACCUAAUAAAACACGACCCGCGAGUUUUUUAAAUGGCUUCAAAAACGUAUGCAUAAUAAGUCAAAUCUUUAUAUAAAAAUCUUUAUAUAAAAAUCUUUAUAUAAAAAUCUUUAUAUAAAAAUCUUAAUAUAGUUUGCAUAACAAUGGUCUUUUGUUAAAGUGUUCUUUAGCUGGUAUAAAGACGUAUGCACGUGACUAAUUUCUUACUCAAGAUUGGAUAAUUGCUUCAUGAAUUAUUAAUGAGUUUUUGAAGCUAUUCAAAACACUCGUUGUCGUGUUUAUAUAUGAUAAAACACUCCUACUCGUGUUUUAAAUAGUAUAUACUGUGUGUGACACAAAAUUAUGGACAAAUGUAUACAAACACAUAGAUUCAAGCUUAAAACUGCCACUGACUCACAACUACUGUAGACAUGAUGGAAAUAUAUACAAAAUGUUAAAAGUGACAUGACACGAAUUUUUUUAUUCAGUCACACCUGAAAGAAUUCUCAGAGCUGUAAAGUAACUUCUUUUGCAGAUUUUCUUAUACGUUUUUCCUUUUUUCAAAUGAUGAUGUUGGAUAAAAACAUACAUUUCCAAAAAUUUGAUAGCUCAUUAUGUAAAGUAUGACGUAAAUUUGUUUGCAGUGCAUAUCAGGAAAAUUGAAUAUCUCACCAAGGAAGAACAUGUGGGAAAAUUUGCAAAAGAAGUUUACAUUUUUGAGAAUUCUUUCAGAUCAGACAACAAAAAAUUCGUGUCAUGUCACCUUUAAACAGAAAUAAUAUUCUGGUAAAAAAGGGAAAUCUUUGCAAAUAUGUCAAUAAAUUGUUUAUGGCCACAGAGACAUUUUUAACAGGUCGGUCGGAAACCUGAAACCAACAUUUUUUGUUUGGGCUUGGUGUUGCCUAGACGGGAUUGUCAUGAUUAUUUUGUCACACACCGUUCUUUCUGUUGACGAUAUUUCCUUUAGUUAAGGUACUAUGAAUCACUUCGCGCUGUCAUCUCAUGUUCCAAUGAUCCAAGUACGGCCUUAGUUAUUGGUGAGUAGAACAUAUGAGUCACGAUUUAGGAACAGUUACUAUUUUUAUGCUUUUAGGGUUAGGAUUAUAUAGGGUUUGGAGUAGUGAAAGGAUUAAGAUUAAAAUUAGGGUUAGGAUUAUAGGGUUAAGUUUAAAAUACAAAAGAAUACAAAAUUACAAAAGUCUAAAAAAUAGCAACUCUUCCUAAAACGUGACAGGUGUACAGUAGAAACACAUCGGCGGGAAUCAGGAAUAGAACUGAAAUGAAUGAAGUGAAAUAGGAAUAGAAUUAUAAUAAAAUUAAUUGAAGAGAAUGAAUUGAAAUAGAAUAGAUUGUACUAGAAUAGCGUAGGAUUGGAUUGGAUGAGAUCGGGAUUACAGAACGACAUGCGAUGUAAUGCAAUAUAUUGAGUGGAACGAGAUAAAAUAGAAUGAGAUAAAAUGAAAUGCGGUUUAUGGGAUAAACGAAAGCAAGAAUAAAACAGAUUGUAACAUGUUUGACUGAAAUUUUUUCCCAUUUUUUUCUAAAAAUGGGAAAAGGAUGGCUGUGUGAAUAUAUAAUUCAAGAUAAUUGGAAGAGCAAGAGUGUAAAUAGGGAAGCGCGUAGCAAUGCGAAUGCAGUUUGUUUGUAGCUUUGCAUUUAUCAAAUUAGGUCAAACUUAUAUUCUCCAUGUAGUUUCCUUGUUUGUAAGCUUAUGUCAAACUCACUUCAGGUCAAACAAUCGGCAGUACAUACAUGGAGUCACCUGGGCGAGAUCAACAUUCAAAUGUUGCUGGUCAAAGAAAAAUAUUUCAUGGCGCAGUUGGAAGAGAUAAUCAACCAAGACGCCGCCAAGAUGCUGAUCAAACUGUUUUCAGAAUUUACAAAGGAGUUAAGACGUUUGACUUUUCACGAGAGAAGAAUGUCAUUGUUACUGGUGGUGAGAGAAUAUUUUCUGUACAAAUUCCUUAAAUGUGAUAGUGAUUUAAAAAUAAAGUCGAAUAAUAGCUUGCUAAAAAAUUGCUAAUUAAUGCCCCAACCGAGAAUCGAGCGCGAGCGCUCUGCAUGGUUUAACGCCAAGACUGUGACCACUGUGAUGCCUGAUUUAGACCUUCAACACAUCCACAUAAAGAAGAACUUAAUAUGUAAUCGAUCGAACUUCUCAAUAGGUAUUCAAUGAUCUCAUUGAUCUGAGGACGUUUAAAUUAAUUAGGGUCCUUGAAGUAACCUUUUACAGACAAACAAACAAACAAACAAACAAACAAACAAACAAACAAACAAACAAACAAACAAACAAACAAACAAACAAACAAACAAACAAACAAACAAACAAACAAACAAACAAACAAACAAACAAACAAACAAACAAACAAACAAACAAACAAACAAACAAACAAACAAACAAACAAACAAACAAACAAACAAACAAACAAACAAACAAACAAACAAACAAACAAACAAACAAACAAACAAACAAACAAACAAACAAACAAACAAACAAACAAACAAACAAACACGACUUGUUUUUUUAUUUCUCUGCCGCCAUUAGCGCUGCCAUUGGCUGUCGAACAAAAAUUUUAAAACAUGUCCCCAUCUUGGAAGCGACACUAACUGGACAUGUCUAGUAUAGAUUUAUUCAAUACUCUUAAUCGAUUGUUGAUGACGAUUAACCAAUUAUUAAUGAACCGAUGGGAGCAGCUCUAAUGAUUUGACUCCAUUUGAGCACAACACAGAUUAUUAUCCCUACAUAUUAUUUAGUAUUCGGGACAAUAUGAAAGGGUAUAUACUGUAUAUUUUUGUUGCUAGUAUAUUCAAUUUUCUCGUCAUUGAUACUGAUUAUAUUUGGUAGGUAUGGAUCGUUUAAUUCGUUUAUGGAAUCCAUAUGUCCCAAGGUGAGUUUCUCGUUGUUGAAGAUAACCAACUGUAUCUGAGUGUGGAAGACAAGCGACCAAGAUAAGCCAUUUUAAAAUAGAAAUGUUCUUCAGUCCAUUUUUGGUUGACAAGCUCUCGGCAAUCCUGUAUAGCAUUGUUAAGUAAUAGAGAGGUUAAAGGCUGGUUUACGCCAUCAACGUUUCUGUGAUCACAGUAGGAAUUUUGCAUAGAUAAGUUAAGAAAUGUUUGAGGGAAUAGAAUUGAUUCAGUGUUUAACACUGAGUCAGUUCCCUCGCACAUUAGUAACGACCAAUGUCUAUAUAUUAUUACUUCUUGAAGGUUAGCGAGCCAAGCCCUCCCUAGCUCAAUAAGAACAAUACACUAAACAUUUAUAUAAUUUUUUUUCAGUAAACCAACUGGAAUUCUUCGUGGUCAUACAGCUCCAAUCUGCUAUCUUUACGUUUCCUCUGAAGACAGCAGGGUUUUCAGUGUCUCUAUGGACAAGACUGUUAAGGUGUGUAGACCAUGGCUUUAAAUUUCACUAAUUCGAACACACUAUUAGCAGGGGAAGCAUGCCACCGUGUCUGUACCAAUCUCUUACGUAAGAAAAACAAUACAAGAAAUCCCUUGGUGCAUACCAGGUGACCAAGAGGCAGAUCAUUUCCUUUUUGAGGAGGUUAGAUUUAUCUUAGCGAAUAGUAUCUUUUGAAAAGGUCAUUUCAUCUCCCGAGGACAUUUUUGCGUCAACCUUCGGAACACUUGACAUCACGUUCGCAAUGCAGAUUUCAGUAAUGUUGACGCAUGCGCAGACGUUUUUCCGCGGUGUUUGCUCAGCCUCGUAUCCUGGCGCUUAAUAAAGAAAAUCGCCCUAAGCACUUCUUUGUAAUACAUAGAUCAGUGGUUAAACUCUGCGAACGAGCGCGGGUGCUUGAGAGGACACCCUCCAAGCUCGCCCAGCUUAACCAUUGAUCUGUAUACAACACUGAAGUGGUUAGCGCGAGUUUCUUUAUUAAGCGCCUGGGUAUGAGUGUACGGUAUACAACCAAUUCAAAAAAGGUUGUCCUUUGCAAGCCUUGAACUCUAAAACUUAAAAACUCUAAGCGCGCAAAGCUUAAUGGGAGAACAAGUUUUAAGGUUUGUAGUUGAAUAUUGCAGCUAUUUGUGAAUGACUUGUUCUCGUAAGGAGAUAUUUACCAUGUCUCUAGGAAAUGGGCCCCAUAUAUGAUUUCUAAACUGAUUUAAUGAUGCUAUCGUUAUGCUUUGCGCACUUAGAGUUUAAGGUUUUGGGUUUAGAGUUUAAGGUUUGCAAAGGACAACCUUUUUUGCAUUAGCUGCACCCAUGUGUUCACAUAAGCUCGGCUCAGGUGUUGACAUGAGCUAACCAGCAUUAAAAAUCUUACGAAACGUCGAAAACAUUACUUCCUUUGUACUAAAUUGGUUUAGGUGUGGGAUCUCAAUGAUCAGAGCGUAUUGUACAGUGUUGGCGGGAAAGCUCACAAAAUAAGAGGAGAUUUGGCAGGUCAGUACACGCUGCAUUCCUUGUUUUAUCGAACAUCAAAAAGUAAAGCCAGGGUGUUUCACUGCCAUUUCUAUGAAAUUUAUAAUUUGUAAACUUCACCCUCUUACCGAAACUACAACAUAUUUUUCAUAAAAUAAUUAAAAUUUCGUUCUCUUUUUUACAGCUGUUCAUUAUAACUUUUUCAACAAGACAGUUGCCAUAGCAACGUCUGACCACGUUGGUUUAUUAACACUGAAGAGUAGGUGAGUUUCUAAGUACCAUGUAAGGUUUGCAGCCCCACUAGAUAUUCAGGUUGGCGAUAAACCCCUGAAACGAAGUGAAUAGAGUAGUUGAGAAAUGACUUGAGGUUGACCAUCGUUGUCACUGGAUUUCUGUGAUAUAAUACUGUGUUACUGGUGUAGUAACUCCAGACGAAAGGCCUUCGCUCGAAACGUCGAAAUUCUCCUUAUAUUUUUCAGGUAGUUGCAUCCCUACCAACGCAAGCUUGUUUACAUUAUUGGCACUACCUACACUAGCACAGACACUUCAAGAUUAUAGUUGAGACAUAACUAUUUUAGUUUCAUACUGUAAUAUAGAUUAACGGAAAGAGAAAAGGAUGUUUAUUUUUCACCAAAUUCAAACUUAGGCAGCUGCGGAUUGAGAGAGAUACACCUACCUGAAAAAAAAUAAGCAAUAAGCAGAACUUCUCGACAUCAGUUUGAGCGAAAGCUCUUCGUCUGCCCUUCCCAACGAAGGGCCUUGGUCGAAGCGUGGAAGUUCUGCUUAUAUUUUUCAGGUAUAGUUUGUAUCUCUCUCAAUAGGCAAUUCCAGCUUUUAAUUUAUGCACGCAGGGAGUGACGGGAAGUAAGGUAUCAUAUUGGUGAUUAAGCUGAAAUUUUUCAAUAAAAACUGCCGAAACAACCGAAAUAUUGCAAUAUUUACAAGUAUAAGCUAUUACUCCGUGUUUACACGGCCACCAGUUUUAUUUUUUCAGCAUAAUCAGCAUUAUGACACCUUACAUCCCAUCCCCCUGCACGCAUAAACUAAAAGCUGGAAUUGCCUAUCGCAGCUCUCUUGUUAUUCUCGCCAGCUACACUAGCACCGACCGUUCGAGAUUUAAAUUCAAGCUUAUUAAGUUACUAUAUUUGCCAUUAUCCAUAAAAUAUUUAAUAAAUUUGAUCAAACAAAUAUAUUUCUGUCUUUAUUAGAUUGACGUCAUCUGACUUAACUAUGACACACAAAGAACCUGUUUACUGUGUAAAAUUUAACAGAAGUUUUAAACAUGUGGUGACCGCAUCCGAAGGAUCAGUAAGUGAUUGUUUUUUAAUACACAAAUGUUGGAAAUACAAAAAGCAUAUCAUAUGAACUACAGUAUUUAACUAUUUAUAGCGGACAUUCAUUGACGUAAACAUUUUCACUGUAAACAGAAAUUAUAAUAAAAAUUCAACCAGAAUUUUGCUUCUAUGUAGCACGAUUUUCUAUUGUUUUGCAAAAAAAUUCUCGAUUUCUAGACCUGUACUUCCAAACAAUAAUGAACGCCCUAUCCUGCAUCAUUCAUUCAUAUUUGAAACAUCUAUUUUAGGUAAUCAAAGUGUGGGACAUUGAAACAGGGAAUCAAGUAUUUGAGUUUAGUGAAGCUCAUGGUAGUAGCGGUGUCACAUGUGUAGCGUUUGAUUCAAGUGAGAGAAGGUGAGGUGUUAUAUAACUAUACAGCUCAGGUUUUCAAAACAAACCUUUCUUUCUUCCUUCCUUCCUUCCUUCCUUCCUUCCUUCCUUCCUUUCUUCCUUUCUUUCUUUCUUUCUUUCUUUCUUUAAGAGACUUUUAAAGACCUUAAAAUCUUCCACGUCCUGCUUCGAACAAUAACUCUUUUUGGCCAAUUAGGAAUUCAAGAAACUGCUAUAAUGAUAAUGGCUAAAAGGGAUGGACGAGAGGUUUUCAAGUUAAACUCAUGGUUAAUGUUAGGGUUAGCAUGUGGGUUAGGUUUAAGGUAAAGUUUAGGGUAUAAGGAUUUGCAUUGUUUUAAGUACCUGUUUGUUGAUUCUUCCACGUUCUAACGAUAUAUAAUGCUAUUGUUAACGAUAUAUAAUGCUAUUGUUAACGAUAUAUAAUGCUAUUGUUAACGGUAUAUAAUGCUAUUGUUCGCCCAUACUUUGAUUACUGCUGUGAAGUAUGGAACGUGUUUGGUGAAAAGCAAUCAAAACGACUCCAAAAACUACAAAAUAGAGCUGCCAGAGUUAUUACGGAUAUGAACAAUGUCGUAAAUCAUUCUAUUGCUUUACGUGCUCUAGGCUGGGAACCACUCAAAACAGAAAGGAAGAAAGCUAAGGCAAAAAUGAUGUAUAAAGUGUUAAAUAAAAUGAUGUAUAAAGUGUUAAAUGAAUAUGAUGUUUGUGAUGUUACUCUGAGUGUAUAUCCACACCGGGCGAGCUUGAAAAAUAUGCCCGGCCACGGUGGGAAUCGAACCUACGACCUUUGGAAUACUAGCCCAAUGCUUUGCCAACUGAGCUACUCAGAGUAACAUCACAAACAUUAUAUUCACCUGAGUACACAACACCAACACAGAAAAAAAAGCUCCUAAUAUCUUCUUCAUGGAAUUUUUUCUAUUUUUGCACACGCCCCUCGUGGAAAUCAGUCUCGGUUGACGGGGUUAGCGUGUAUAAAUAAAGUCUAUCUAUCUAUCUAUCUAUAUAUCUAUCUAUAGUAAAAGUAGCCGCCAUCUUGAAAACCUCCCUCUCGUCCAUUCCCUUUAGCAACGACCCUACUAUAUAGAUUAGCUUGCAAUUUGCGAGCUAAUGUGCUCGACGUUUCGAGCAACGGCGUCUGGAAGUUAUGAAGGUCCUUCGCUUGAAACGUCGACGUUCUCAGUUAUUUUUGAAGUAGUUGUAUCGCGCGUACGCACAAGCUCGCAAAUUGUAUUCUUCCCUAUCUACCAGUACACAUGAGCAUUUCAAACAAAAAUAUAGCUUUUAUUGUCAAAAUAUUGUCAAUUCUGGUAUACAUUCUGCUUAGUACGAAGUCUUUGUAGCUUGAUGCAAUUCAUUUUCGUAUUGUGACUAUCGUUAGGCUACCUUUUUUUAACUUUUUUGGAAGAUUUUUUAGUUCACAUUUCACCACAAAAAAAUAAAUUAGCUUACGCCGUUUGUUUUAUCAAGAUAGUCAUUCUUUUUAAGGUUGAUUACUGGAGGGCGGGAUGGUCGGUUAAAAAUUUGGAAUUACAACAAUGGGCAUUGUCUCCGAACAUUACAAAAAGGUAAGUAAUAUAAAGAAGUACUUUAUGGAUUCAAAAGUACUGUGGAAUCCAAAUGAAUAUUUUCAACACCUGAUGAAAAUGCGAUCUUUUCAGAUACCGACAGCGAUGAAGUGACAUCAUUAACAUAUGUUGUAAUGAAUAGAAAUAAGUACGUCUGGAGUUUGUUAGUAUUUAUUUCACCUUGCAAAUAUAUUUAUAACUAAUGAAAACUUUAUAUUCUAUACUGUCUGACAGUGUAAUUUUCUCUAAUCUUUAAGGAUCUUUUGCAAUUUUCUAUUUCUUGUAGAUAUAUUAUAUCCGUUGGGUGGGACAGAACAAUAAACGUUUUUCUCGUAAGUACAAUGUUUCCACUUUACUAUUCAAGAUAAGGAUGCUGAGUCAAGUGAUAAAUCUAAUUUUAUAUCUAACCUACAGGACGAUACAUCAGACUUUCAUCAUGUACAACGACCAUAUAUAAGAUGGGAUGAUGACUUGGUGAGUUCUCUCAAAACGAUUCACCUUUUUAUUUCCAGCUGGAAGUUCUUUGUACAGAGAAAGAUGUAUAUUCUCGGACAUAUUCACUACUCACGUUUAAGCCCCAUGCACCAGGGGCCGGUUGUAUAAAACUCUUAAUCACUUUUUAAUCACUAUUUUGUAGUUAAAUAGUGAUUAACUCUCAAAUACGCGCUUCUUAUUGGAUGACGUUUCCACUAACUAUAGUUAACUUUAACCACUUUUUUAUACAACCAGCCCCAGGGUGUUAGCUACAGUCAAAAAUUCCGCGUUAAACGCGGUUUUCCCAAUUACCUUGAGGCCACAAUUUCCCAAUUUGGGUCAGCCAAAAAAUAUAGUUAUAGAAAUUCAAUGUUGUUAAUACGCCAUUAAAAACAUGUUCAUAACUACAUUUGCUCAAAAUUACUCCCAAAAUUCGGGAAAUGCCAUUUCAAAGACACAAAAAUUUUAAAAAUCGAGAGGGGGCAACCGCAUGCCUCCAGACCCACAAAGAAAUGCCCUCCUUCAGGCUAAAAUAAAUUUCCCAAUUUCAGGUAAACGCGGAUUUUUUUUACUUCUGGCUAACAUUCUGUAACAGACAAGAAAGUUUUCCUUGACAAUUUUUCCUCGUGUGUACGGCAACAAAUUGACAAUUUUUCCUUGCCAAGGAGCCUUGUUCCAAAGCUUGUCAUGCCAGCUUUUGAACAAGGAAAGUUUGUUCCUGUGUAGGCUGCCAAGGAAAGUUAACUUGACAAGUGUACAUGAAAGAUAUACUUCUAUGGUCUUGGCAAACAAAAGGCGGCACACAAGCAGUCAUGAAACAUGUCAAGGAAAACUUGUUGGCAGUACACACGAGAAUUAAGGUAAACUUUUUAAAGAAACUUGUCGAGGAAAACUUGCUCGUCUGUACGCGGCUUUAAAUAAAUUAAUGCAAUUCCCGAACAAAUUACAUCCAUGACCAAACGUUUCGACACUCUGGUCAAGUGUCUUUAUCAGCGGUAAUUUAAAAUGGCACCUAUUCACACGAGAGAUGACGUCUCGGAAAAUGUUUUUAAACAGGUAACAUAUUAGAAUAUGUAACCUGGUUGCCAUGAACUGGAAACAGAUGAAUUUACUUCCAAAGCGUAUAUUCGUAUAUUCAACUUACUCUAACUAAAAAACGUAUGAAAACGUUUAUUUAGAAAACAGCUAAAAGACGUUCUGAUCGAAAAUCUUCAACCUUCGUCGGUUAAAAGAUUAAAAGCUAUACAAAGCCGUUACAGCUUAAAUAUGUUUAAAUGUUUAGAAUGUCUGUGAGAUCGUUGCCAGCGAUCACAGCGAAAAAUACAUAUUUUUAAUAUGAAUACUUGACUACAGUUUUAGUAUAUUUUGUUCUAACUCCUUCUCUAUAUUAUCUUCCUACUGUAGACGAAUGGUCAUAAGGAAGACAUUUUAUCUGUGGUUUCAUGUCCACCUAAUUUGUUAGCUACAUCCAGUUUUGAUGGCGAGGUCAGUUUUCAUUGGAUUUUUUCUGCUUUACUUCAAGGAUUAUUUUGGAAACUAUGCUGAUAUGUUUUAUAGGUAAUCGUUUGGAAUAUGGUAUCCGGACAUAUAUUUUGCCACAUUCGUUCUCCGUUUCAAGUGAAUAAAUCAGAAGGUAAUAGACGUCCUAUCGCGGUUUCAUACCAAAUUUGUUCAUAUGCUCAUUUCCAGCUGCCGGCCACAACUUACAUGAAUAAACACGCUAGGGUGGGUUUUUACAUGUGAUGGAGGUAUCACGGGUGUAUUUAUAAAAUUGCUACCCUUUGUCGAGUUAAACUGCUUUGACAAUCUGACCAUCGCAUAUUUUACAGUUAACUACUAUUUUGUAGUUAAAAAGUUGGGUGCUAAGUAUUUCUUAAUUGUUGUAUGACGAAUGCUCUAUAUAUUGACUCACUAUUGAACACAUCACGAAUACAUUUACAACAAAGACAAUUCCUUCACAUUUAUUGCACACGUCAUAGUCAUAGACUCUAGCUCGAGGAAUGGACGAAUCAUUGUGAAACACACUGUCUGUUCAUUUGUUUAUUUCUACCCAGGUGGCGGACCAAAUGCUGUUAGUUCAUUGGUAUUCUUGACGUCCAGAGCUGGAAAGAAAUCCUCAGCAAUGCUUGUUACCAGUGGACCACAAGGUCUGAAAUAGGCUUAUACUACCUAUACACUUUAUAAAGCAUACUGUGAAGAAAAUAAAUCGAUAAUGAAACCAGCCUUUACUUAUCGUGUAGAUUGUCCUGUUCUGUUUAUCGUUUCAUUAUUUAAAAUAAUUGUUUGAAAUAUCUUAAACAACAUUGUUUCCUGCUUGCUAUAUAUAUAUAUAUAUAUAUAUAUAUAUAUAUAUAUAUAUAUAUAUAUAUAUAUAUAUAUAUAUAUAUAUAUAUAUAUAUAUAUAUAUAUAUAUAUAUAUAUAUAUAUAUAUAUAUAUAUAUAUAUAUAUAUAUAUAUAUAUAUAUAUUGUUGAAGUAAGUUGAGCAUGAUAUCUGAAGAAUAAUCAAGGACAAAGUUUGUUAUCUGCCGAAGCUGAAAACCGAGGUGGAUAGCACAAACUGAAGCUUUUCAUGCAAAAACGAAUCCAACAAUUGUUUUAUUACUUAUUUUAUAAAAGGUGUAAUUGACAUCCGCAUUUGAGGGUUUAAAUUCUUCAAAAUAAUUAUGAUAUCUUCAGCUUAGAAUUGCACGUAAUAUUUGUUCUUUUCUUUCAAAUGUAUGUCACAAAAUAUCUUUCAAUGCCUUAAGUCAAUAUUUGUUUUAUUAUUUUUCUUUUUGUUUGCUCAGUUUCUUAUUUUAAAUUUUCUAUAAAAAUCUACAGCCGAAGUGGGCCGAAGUUGAUGUCAUUAGUUUUGUUUGUCUUAUCAAUGAGAUGUUUGAUGUUAUAGGCAUUGUUCACUUCUGGAAUGUAUACAAUGGCGGAUCACUUUAUGGCACUAUAUUACCGGUAAAUAUUUUUAAUUCCUAUCUGAGGUACGAAAUGGCACUGGCUUAUAGUGCUUUGUUUUAUAUUUCAGUCAAAUUUUGAAGUCACCACGAUGAAGACCGAUAAAGCUAACACGAUAUUAAUAACCGCUGACCAUGGAGGUACGUACGGUAUCUGCUUUCUUGCAAGAACCCAUGGUACUAUAUAUCUUGCAAGAACCCAUGGUACUAUCUUGUAAGAACCCAUGGUACUAUCUUGUAAGAACCCAUAGUACUAUCUUGUAAGAACCCAUGGUACUAUCUUUUAAGAACCCAUGGUACUAUCUUGCAAGAACCCAUGCAUGGUACUAUCUUGCAAGAACCCAUGGUAUCUUGCAAGAACCCAUGGUACUCUGCCUCCAUACAACACCUUCUAUUUUCGUUGCAGGAUUUGUAACUAUUUGGGAUUUACAAAAUUAUUGUUUGUACGAAAAGUCUGAUGAUCCACCUCAACGUAAGUUUUAUGGUUUAAAUUAUAUGACAUACGAAAUUGCAGAAACUACUAAAUAGUUUAGAAAACAUUACAGUAAAUUCAAAUGUUGUUGAGAGAUAAUUCUACAUGAUCUAAAUUCAUCCAAUGUACAUUUCAACCAAAGAAAUAUUUCAUAACGAUGUCAUUAGGCAGAUAAGAGAGGGCAUAUCGAAGUGAGCAAAACAAACCAGCUUUUGGCGCCGUCUUUAUAAAAAAAGAGUUUACUUUAGUAUUCUAGUACUCCAAUACGUUAUAUUGAAGUGUGUUUAAUAAAUCCAAGUUUAUCUCUAUUUUAGGUAUCAAGGGUUGGAGGGCACAUGUACAAGAAAUCACAAGGUGGAAAAAAUUUAGCACUGUAUAUACUGUAUUAUUGUAAGACAAGAUUAUUUUUCCAGAGUGAUCAACAGGAUAUAAUACAGCCCACAACAGCCCAAAUAUAGGGCUUUACUCGAUAAGCUUUACCCUCUGUCAGCUGGCAAGCCAUGGGUCCCAAAUGUUGCAGCUUAGGCCCAUGUCUCCAUAUACGGGCUUGGGUGAUGCAGUCGUCAAAGGAAACGCCUUUCAUCUCUUAAAUCGUUGGUUCAUUUCUCAUUGGAGACUCACGACAGUUGUGUGAGAAAAGUUAGUCAACGCUCUACCGGUUUCCUCUUACAGUGAAUGUUGACAGAGUCCGUUGAGAAAUAUCCCAAACUACUGUAAUCCAUCCAUCGUAGCUCCUUGUUGAGACAUGAGUCAUCAGCCAGAGACUGCCAUCAACCUCGAUCAAGUUCAACUCGAUCAGGUUAAACUGCGUCCUUCUACAACUAAAUAAAUGUAAAGGACCUGUUCUUUUUCUCCACGGUCAUGCGUAUUUUUUCUUUUGUUUUGGUGUUUUCCAGUUUGGAUAUUUCUGAAGAAUAUGAUGCCUUGCUGACAUCAUCUGUAGAUUGCACAGUACGAAUGUGGACAUUAAAUGGACAUUUCGUAGGUAAGAGAUGUUAGCUUCUGUUUUCAUACAAAAUUUACUCAAUUGAUUAAAUAAUCUUAUGCACCUACUGUACAUUUCAAAAAGUUUCUAACUAGCUUUGAGAAUGUUAAACAAUUUGAAAACAAUCCAUCUCCCAAUGUUGGAAAAUCAUUAACAUUGUAAGAGUUGAUACACUGAGGAAUAUAUUUCAAGCAACCUACGAUUGUUUCGGACAGAUAUAGCAAAAUCCACGAAUCCUCAUGCACGGGCCAAUAGGAAGCUACUCAGUGAAUAAAUAAUGCGAGACAAUUUGCACGAUACCACACUCUGUACCCUGUAAACAGUAUGCUUCAUUCCAAGAUUUUGUUGACAUCUCGCUCCAUUGAAUAAUAGUUGAAGGGUAUUGUAGAUGGAUUAUCGAGUGGAAAUUUACAUAGAGAAUAAUACAUGGGUGCGCGGAAAUACCAGAUUUAUUUCGAGUGUUGAGAUAUCAUGUUCAACACGAGAAAUAAACCUGGUAUUUCCAAGCACCCAUGUAUUUUUCUGUUUAUUAUAUAAAGGACAGUCUUUGAAAAGCGAUAAUUUUUACAGAAAAGCAAUAAUUGAAAAGCGAUAAUAUUCACAUGUGAGACUAUCAUGAAUAAUCUCACAUGUGAGAUUAUCACUUUUAUCAGUGCUCGAAAUCUCUAUAAAGCAUUAUACUUUAUAUAAUAAAUACAUUUGUUAGAUCUAACCAGGAACAACUGCGAAAAAUGCAACUUUAGGUCCCUGGCAGAAAUCGAACCUGCGGCCUUGCGAUUCAGGGGCAGCGCUGUAAUCAACUGAGCUACAGAGGCCAGUUGUUGAGCUCUAACCACAAGUUCGUGUAUAUAUAUACUAGGUUGAUAUUUACACUUAAAAUAUCAUUAAUAAUUCAUAAACCUUUUGGAAAAUUAUGUCAGCCAUAAUAUGUCACGUGGAGUGACUUUAUAUCUGAUAAAACACAUGUGGCAUUAUAUAAUUGUUCAUCCUAAUUAGCAUGAUUAUAUAAUGUUCAUCCUAAUUAGUAUUCUUUUGUAGUCGUAUUUUAAAAGCUAUUCAAAACACUCGUCGUCGUGUUUUAUCAGAUAUAAAACGCGAGGCGCAAAAACACUCCUACUCAUGUUUUAAAUAGUACAUAACAUACAUGUGACAGUACCCUAGUAUAUAUACAUGAAUUUGUGGUUAGAGCUCGACAACUGGCCUCUGUAGUUCAGUUGGUUAGAGCUCGACAAUGGCCUCUGUAGCUCAGUUGGUUAGAGCGCUGCACCGGAAUCACAGGACCGCAGGUUCGAUUCCUACCAGGGACCUAAAUUUGCAUUUUUCGCAUCUGUUCCUGGUUAGGUCUAAUAAAUGUAUAUAAAUUUCUACUUCAUUUCAACCUUUCUAAGGGAUCUACUAAAGUAAACAUGAUUGUCAACUUGUCCUUUUUCUAAGGAACAUUUGGUCAACCUAAAAUGUGGGAUAUUCAUCAAGAAGUAUCUUUUCAACAUCCCAUGGUACCCUAUGAUGUUCUGGUUGAUCCUCAAAGUAUCCCUAAACAUCCCAUGUUUGAGGGUGAUGACGAGUUGGUUGACGUCAUUGACGAUGAUGAAGAUCUGGAUGGCGAACAUGAAAUGGAAACUGUGGGUGCUGGAAAAGACGUAAGUUGGUUCAUUUCGAUUCUAAGUUACCUUUGAAAGCAUCAGUAUUGUUUUGUGGAAGAGUUUGAAUCAGUAUUUUUCAGCUUCUGUAUGGAAACCAUUUUCACAAAUCACACCUUUCAAAUACUUCAUUGACGAUGUCUCACCUUUUUUUUACAUACAUGUCGAUACAGUGAGUCUCCGACGGAUGUAUGUCAAGAUACGCCGUUCAGGAGUAAUAUAGUUAAAGGGUUUUUGUAGAUGGAAAUUUCGAGUAAUUUUCGCAGCUAGUUGCAUUUAUCACAGCUGCUCCUGGUUGGGUCUGAAAAAUGUAUAUAAUCGUCCGCUCGAAAUUUUUCCAUUGACAAAAACCCUUCACCUGUCAGUUCUCUCGAGCUAGAUGUCCAAAAUCUAGUUAUUUAUAACGUUCGUUUUAGUUUGUCCACUAUAGUCGCAAUUCAAAGGUUAAGGGUGCAAAAAAAAAACUGCCAAGUUGGAUGUCGUUUUUGGUGAAUCCGGUAUCGUGUAACAGGCCCCAGAUAAUUUCACCAUUGUGCUGAGCUUUAUUAACAGAUAACAUUCUUUCUUCAGCCCAACAUGCUCAGACGACAUUCAAUCAGCGGUGAAUAUCCUGCACAGAGGUAUGAAACAGUUAGUUUGAAUCGUUUCUAAUAUACACACUUAGUACCUUACUUAAAAGAAGAUCAAAUAGCCAAUAGAUAAAAUCUCUUUUUGGUUGCGACCAUUCUCUAAGGCGAUUUAUCCCGUUUUCGCCCUACUUUCUAGUGAAGAUCACACGUCACCAUAUUUAAUGUUACAUAAAAAACCUCCGGCUAGAAAGCUUAAGGAGUUUCAGAAGCAGCUAAUUAUCUUAUCGAUCAAGUUUCACUAUUAGACCUAUAUACAUUAUUUUCGUUUAGCUUUGAUGAUCAGGAGAUUGCCAAGGAACUAAAAGAUAGAAUUUGGAAGAACGGAAUGGGAAAACGGUUGGUAUAGUCAAGAAAUAUUUUCAGUCCAAUAUCUCGAGAUUUGAGUUAUAGAGUUUGGUUUUACUUUCAGCUUAACGACUUCACUAGUUCACUAGUUCACUAUAUCUUAGCUUAAUAGCUUAUAUCUUAACUUCUGCCUGAAGGUCCAUGUACACUUGCAAUUCGUGCUGCGAUUUCUAGUGCAAUUUUCUUCUAAUGCAUGUGCACGAGCUGAUGAGUUACGAAUGAUCUGAAUAUAGUCAACCUCAUCUAAAUAAUUCCUAACUCGUUCACAUCCAUCAGACGAAAAUCGCAUCUAAAAUCGUAACAAAAGUUGCAAGUGCAAGUGGGCCUUAAUACUGCAUGGGGACCAGUUCUCACGUCACGACACAGCGUCCAUGCUCCAUAGAUAUCUUAUAUACACUAGAUAGUGCAUCUAAUUAUUCUGCAAUUCAAAAAUUGAAGCCGUGAUUGCAGAUUCAGGAUAUUCCCAUGAAAUGAGAAGACUCGUAUGUUUUCUAUUUCUUAAACAGGGAACUUAAACAUUAAGUUAAACCUAUUCCAAAGAUAUUUUCAAACUUUUCAAAUGAUGAAAGUUAUUGUUGUUUUUUAAGCGUUUAUUAGCGAGUGGGAAACUCCAACAUGGCCGCCAUCUAUUCAAAUGGGGGUAACCGCUGGAAUAUUGUUGGCUUCAAUUUUACUAAAAGAGAUGCGUUAUCUAGUUUAUAUAAGAUAUCUAUGCCGUUCUCUGGUGACAAUCACAGUAACAAUAUAGUCAAAACAAAACAUAAUUUGGGAGAAUUUUAUAUUUUUGAAUGGGUGAAGUGUGUCACUGUUUAAAUAAAACGGAACAAUAUACGUCUGGGGGUCCCCCAGUAUUUACAGGAAGUUAGUUUAUAGUGUAUGAAGAAUUGGUGCAUGUAAAUGUAUGGUAUUUCACUAUAUAUGUCAUGUGUUCCACAGGCUUCGUCAUGAAAGAUUACGAAAAAAACCUCAAGCUACAGACGGUCCCAAUGCUUAUCAAUCACUCACAUGUUAUGACCUUGAAGUAACCCCUCCAAUCCCCCCGCCACCUGAUACAUCCUUCAUUAACGAUCCUUUUGAUAUCAAGUUUUAAACACAGUCCAUCAAGACCACGAUAAAUGGUAUCAAUAAUGACAUUAGAUGUUAUGAACUAGUGUAUAUAAACAAGUUAUUUAUUACAGUGAACUUUUACUAUUUGUCCAACCAAUCAUCCUUCAUGGACACCUGCCCUAUGGUCGAUAUUGUAUCUGUCUGAAAUAACAAACUUUAGUGUUUUUUUCACUUGGAGUAAAGUUAGACCUUACCCGAUAAUGCCACACGAUGCAAUUUGUAGUUUUCGAACGAAGGUAAAUUUGCUCGUAAACUUUGAAAGUCUUGAUUUUUUCGAGUUUUCAAUUUUUUUGUCUUCAAAUUAACUAAACGUCAAAAUGCGAAAUCACCUCAGUCAAUGCUUUCUAGUCAGACUCGGUGACGUCUGCUUGACGAAGAGUCUGUUCGUCAAAGCGUUGAGCGGUGUUAAUAUGGUUAAAUUUCACUAUUAGAUUAUUGUAGGGAAAAAGUUAAAGUAACCACCAGGAAUAUUAAGUUAACCCAAAUAUUUUUUUAAUGUGCUUUUGGAGUAUACAGUUAUUUCAGUGAAGGUUGUCCCAAACAUAGUUAUCAGCACGUGUUGUCGCCAAUAAUUAAAUGCAAACAUAAGCUAUUAUAUGGGGCCGUUUGCAUGUUUGAAUGCUGGUUAACUUAACUCUUGGUUAAUAAAAUUCAAAGCAAACUUCCCAACAGCUUGUUGAUAAACUUCGAAAUAUUUCUUCAGAAAUCUUGUGUGGAUCAAUUGGUGUUUUCUUUCCGAAAUUUUGAAAUAAACGGAUGUGUACAAAAUGCAUAAGCUAGAACAGCAGGUUAAAUUUUAACCCAAGAUUAGCGCUAAUCCAGCUUUGAACAACCAGCCCAUGGUCAUAGGCUACCGAAACAGUAGAAUCUUGCUGUUUGCGCUUGGAUUGUAUACAUUUGACUUUGGCAACCUUAACUGAAAUAGAAAAUCGGCUAAUCCUUAUGAACAUGUUUUCUGCAUAGUUGUUUUUUUUAUUCAAAGUGAUUAGUGAACUCGUUCCUUAAAAAGCUGAUUUCUUCAAUCACAAAGCCUCCUCAUUAGGUACAGUUUAUUAUAUAGUAGAGAGUGAGAUAUGAAAAAUACACAGCGAGAUAUUUUCCAUAUCUUCACUCGUGAAGAUAUCGAUCACGUGACGUUUUCCGAUUUGCUUUUGAGCGUGAAAUUUCACAAUUUUUUGCUUGGGACUAUAUAAUAAACAACAUUACACGGUGGCUUGAAGAUAUGACUUUUAUCUUCUCGUGUCAAAAACAAUAUUUUACUCACUCGCUGCGCUCGUUCGUAAAAUAUUGUUUUCACCACUCGAAGAUAAAAGUCGUAUCUUCGCGCCGCCGUGUAAUAUCCUCUAUUUAUUAUUCAAUGCUCAAAAUAGCCGUAUACUCCAUAAAGAAUUACUAACGUGCAUACCUACACUUUGUAGCAUUCAUUCCUAAUUAUUUAUAAGUGUAUAAAAAUUAUUGUAAAAUGUGUACAGUAUUCAGUACUUAUUACCGUAUACAGUAGUCAGUAAUAUAAAUGUAAUAAGGUAUUUAUUUGAAGAUUUAAUAUAAUGUAAAAAAAAAACAUGCAUACAGUAUAGCCUAUAUAUUUUACUACAUAUUGCAUAUAUUGAGACCCAAAAGAAAUUAUAGCAAUUUUUCAUCACAAAAUCGUUUUUGCCUGGACGAUCCGUAGCUCGGAAGUGAUAUAGAUUAUAUAAUCUAUAUCACUUCCGAGCUACGGAUCGUCCAGGCAAAAACGAUUUUGUGAUGAAAAAUUGCUAUAAUUUCUUUUGGGUCUCAAUAUAUGCAAUAUGUAGUAAAAUAUAUAGGCUAUACUGUAUGCAUACUAUAUAUAGUUGUAUUUAUUUAUAAUGUCCAUAUUAUAAUCUAAUAACCGC